Messenger RNA from Prosopis cineraria, 1437 nucleotides. RefSeq names its product O-methyltransferase 1, chloroplastic. The transcript has 7 exons. Gene Ontology annotation, molecular function: methyltransferase activity. The coding region runs from base 213 to 1169 and encodes 318 amino acids. The record is from RefSeq and is a predicted model, not a curated record. Gene Ontology annotation, biological process: methylation. Lineage: Eukaryota; Viridiplantae; Streptophyta; Magnoliopsida; Fabales; Fabaceae.
UUGAUAAGGAGAAACUGCAACUCACGGUGGAGGGGAGGGAUAAGUUGGUUUGACUCUCCUGGAUAAUGGAUACUAUGAGCCAAAACCACAUAUGACCGAAAGAUGGCAAGCCUCCUGUUGGAUUUGCACAGGCGAGACAACGAUUUCUCCAAGUGGAAAUCAAGAAGACGAUAUCAGAUACAGCUUUAAUUCGAAGGCGUCAUUGGUGAAAGAUGAAACUCACACACUUAGAAUGCUUUAUGGAUUUUGCAAAAGCAGCCCCUGUUUAUUACAUGCACCCCAGACUGACCUACUCCUUUACCAGAAAAUUCUGCGUUUCUGCGAUGAACGACAAUGACCCAUUACUCCUUUCUGCCACCGAUUCUGCUUCUCUUCGUUAUCAGGAAUCUCAUCGACCACACCCUCUGUUUGUGGAUCCAUAUGCCGAUUGUCUUGUCCCUCCAAAUACUUCGAAGGAUACGGAUCAAGGCUUUCACUCCUAUUGUCUUGUAACUAAAUUCAUUGAUGAUAAGCUACAUUGGACAGUUAGCCAUAUUGAUGGACUUAAGCAGGUAGUUUUGUUGACUGAUGGUAUGGAUACACGGCCAUACAGACUUAGUUGGCCUCCUUCAACCACGAUAUUCGAUAUAUCCCCAGAAAGGGUAUUCCAAACAGCAGCUGAGAAGCUUCAAGGCAUCGGGGCUAAGGUUCCUAGAAGUUGCUUAUUCCUGCAUGUGCCCAUGGAAUCAUCAGAUCUAAAGCAAAGUUUGCAUUUGAAGGGCUUUAGUGGCAGCAGGCCAAGCGUAUGGAUCAUGCAGGGGUUUCCUAUGAUGACAUUGGCAAAUUUUGAAGACGUUUUGUCAAUGGUAAGCAGUUUGGCCAUGAAGGGAGGCGUUUUUGUGGGAGAGUUGCCCGGCUGGUUGGCUGAGACUGGAAUAGGAACCGAGGCACAGUUCAGUACGUGUCAAUGGAUGGAAAAACUUUUCAUGGGCAAUGGCUUUCGGGUGGAAUUGAUUAGCGACGAAGCAAUUGCAGAAAGUGCAGGCAAGGAAUUUGCUCCAAGACACUCUACUAAUCUGCUGUUUGUAGCAGAACAGCUACGGUUUUCUGAUGAUCAGAUGGAAACAUGGAGAAGAGAAUUUCAAAGGGUGGAAGAGGAAGGAGAUGAAGAAGGUUUUGAAGAGUUGUAGCACUGUGUAUCUUCACCAUAGACAGAUAAGUCAGGUCACCUGGAUUCGUCCACCCAAAAAAUAUAUUUAUUCCUUUUAUGCCACAGAUCUGCGUGUUUUUAUGAUAAAAUAAUACUAUAUACUAGCAUAUCUUCUCGCGAGAUGAUAGUACCUUGAAAAGUUUUUUUAUUGUUAUACUUAUAUUUUUAACAUUUAAAUGUUCUGUAUGACUAUAUUCACAUCCAAAAUUUUGUUACAUGAUAAUAAUCUUACUUCUGCUGUUACUCUC